CUCUGUUGCCGUCGGGAGUGGACGUGCGAAAAUCGGCCAAAUAGGCGACUUCAAGCCAUCAGAACGCAUCCAUCAAACAUUUAUUGCGUUUAUGCGAUGCACUUUUCACGCACUGCGUUUCAUGAAAAGUGUCAACACGCGUGUGCAUAAACGAAAACAAACGUUCCAAUGAAAUGCGUGAAAGGGUGAGUCGCAACCCUGGAAGCUCCGAGUGAUUUAGGUGGCAACUCCGUCCGCAAAUGAAGAACAAAUUGAACAAGUCGUUAACUGGUUGAAUCUCGCCUUGUCGGCGUUUGAACAUAAGACGUCCCAGAUUCCCACCUGACAUUCCACAUAUCGCUAACCCACCCCACACGUCCGAGUAAUUUUAAAUUCCAAUGAGCCAAGCUAAAUAAAAUAGAACGGCACAAGCCACAAACACACCCACCACCACCCCAAACAAACCACCCACCCACCCGAGCAACCACCACCCACCAAACCCAAAAGGAAUCACCUUGAGAACGGCGUAGGGUGACAAUACAUAGGUGGAGCAGGGCCGGAAGUGGGCCACCAAAUCAACAAGUCGUAAAUUAGCCGAGCACUAGGUACUACUGAACCCACACCCAGGAACCACUACCAGGUGGAUAAAUGGGGCGGCGCAAGGACAAACCGCGGGUGAUUCCCGAACAGGAUGCGCGCAUCUGUCGCGCCAUCUGCCUGUGCCAGCUGACCAUGGUGCUGUCCUGCGUGUCCAUCGUCUACCUAAGCGUGGCCAUCUACUCGCCCUCCCUAAAGGCCUUCAAGUCCGGCUUCGAGCUGGAUCCCGUCAUGUGCCAGACGGUGGAUCGCCAGAUGCCCAACAACUGCCCCUGGGCAUCCUGCGGCGAGUGGUGCCUGACCAAGACCAGUGGCUUUUGCCCCCAGAUCCACUCAAUAGUGCGUCGCAACGGCACCGAUAUCCAGCUGAACAACUGCACCAGAGUCACCAACACAUCGUGCGCCAUGAUUGACCUGAGUCGGCUGAACAAGUUCAAUUGCAACAACGGCACCGCCUGCAACAAUAUCAGAGGCGUCUUCAACUGCUCCAAUGGACACUGCAAGAAUAUGUCGGAGUUCUUCUUGUGUCACCACAAAGCCGAUGGACUUACGGUCAAUUCGCAGAAGGAUAACACCAAGCUGAAUGGAUUCUUCGAGUGUCACGGGGUGCACUGCACCAAGAUCAAGAAGCCCUUCAGCUGCGAUCGCUACUGUUCCAAGAUAACAACUACCAAUGUGAACACCCUUAUUAUGCACGAGGAUAAUCUUAUUGCCGCCGAUUGUGAGAACGCAGUGGCUUUCAACCAAGCCCGAGGAUCCGAGCACGGUGUGCGUAUCGAACCCUUUGAGUUUUGGAAAGAGGAUGAUGGCAACCUGCUGACCAACUGCGCCACAGUCACAAGAGAGUCGGACAAUCGCAUCACUGCCACGGACUGCAUAAAUGGAACCCUCCUGGAACAUGACACCUUGCCCGCUCCCUUCAUGAACUUCACCCAGUUUUGGGCCAUCUAUGAGAACAGCACCAGGUCGGUGGAUCCCGAGCAGAGGUACCUGCCCAACCAGGCCAACCUGACCAUCUACAGCUGGAAGAAACUGUUCAUCAACCUGGAGGGCUGCGUGAACACACUGCGUGGGGAGUGCAAGGACUUUGUGGCUCGCUAUGGCAACGAUGGCGAUAACAACACCGCCCAGUCACGCUACCAGUGCUACUAUAACAAGGACUCGAAUGUGGAGUUUGUGGUUGCACGCUACGAUUUGGACAAGGUUUACAGGGAGCUUCUAGUCUCGCUGAUUGUGCCCAUUGUGCUCUUUGUGAUCUCAUCUAUAUCGUUAUGUAUCAUCACCAAAUCCGUCAAGGUGGGUGACGAUGCCAAGAUGCGCUGUGUUUGUGCCGGCGAUGAUUCAGAUAAUGAUGGCCCCUUUGGCCCAGGACUAGCAAACAAGCAGCAGGAUCAGAUGUACGAUACAGACGACGAUGUAGUUGACCUGGAGCACCAAGCGGUGGAUGGUCAAGAACUAUCGGACCACGGACUUCCGCUGGACAACCAAGAGCUAAUCGGUAGCACCAAGUCGUUGAUACCAAUCAGUCCCGUCGGAGAAUCCGGAACUAGUGAUCAAAUCUUUGACCAGGAUCAGGAGAAAGCAACUACGUGCGAUGUUCCCGAGAAACCACUAGUCAUACUAUAAGCGGAUUAACCGCAUCGAAAGAAGGAUACAAAACAGCACCAAACUUUAAGGACCUGUGCAUUGUACAAGGGGAACUGAAUUUAAAUUCUAAUCAGCGCAUUUAUACAACGUUUACAACAACUAACAGAUUAAUGAAACGGAUCUUUACUUUGCUUGGUUGAAAAAUGAUAAUCACACAUAUAUAAAUACUGGACAUAUAGCUCCCAGAUGAACAACGAUGGGAUGGCCGAGCUUUAUAUACCCGAUCCCCACUCUAACCGUUGCAGCAGAUGGGCCUUAGACAUAGUUGCAUUUAUAUAGAGUAUAUAGCAUAAACCAACUGACAUCUGCUGAACGAAACCAAAGAAGAAAACACCAGGACAGACCAAGGAUAUAGGCAUCCGACUCGCCUUAACUCUCGACUUUGUAGCUAUGCAAUAUUCAGCGAUUUCUUAAACUAGUUUAACCGGUGGAGCAAUAGUACCUACUUAUAUCUGAUAUACUUAUACUCGAAUUAUAGCAAAUAAAACACCAUUUGGAAUUCUCUCUAC
Drosophila melanogaster (fruit fly) is the source of this 2732-nucleotide messenger RNA. It is a transcript of the gene Teh4, whose product is annotated as tipE homolog 4. Lineage: Eukaryota; Metazoa; Arthropoda; Insecta; Diptera; Drosophilidae. Bases 628 to 2202 code for a protein of 524 amino acids. The record is from RefSeq and is marked reviewed. The transcript has 8 exons.